This is a messenger RNA of Neodiprion virginianus, 3697 nucleotides long. RefSeq names its product doublesex- and mab-3-related transcription factor A2 (gene dmrt99B). Gene Ontology annotation, molecular function: DNA-binding transcription factor activity, RNA polymerase II-specific; RNA polymerase II cis-regulatory region sequence-specific DNA binding. Gene Ontology annotation, cellular component: nucleus. Lineage: Eukaryota; Metazoa; Arthropoda; Insecta; Hymenoptera; Diprionidae. The record is from RefSeq and is a predicted model, not a curated record. Gene Ontology annotation, biological process: regulation of transcription by RNA polymerase II; sex differentiation. Bases 811 to 2451 code for a protein of 546 amino acids. The transcript is spliced from 5 exons.
UCGAGGAGUCGCGCAUUUCGGGUCGGACCUUUCCAACUCCCAAACGGCUCCGCUAUUUUUACCAAACUUUGGUCUUUCCGGUGGAACAUCCCUUGUUGGGUAUCACACGACACCUCGUCUUCGCCCGCUAUUCGUGCUCCGACUUUGACGCGGUUAAUCGAUUACUCAGUGAGACCAAUUGGCCAUAAGUUGUAAGAUACGCGGUAGGAACAGUGACUGAUAAUAAUCCAGUUGGUACUAAAAUAUACAGCACACAUUUGUUGGCGUAGUAGUGAUUCAACGGUUUUCAAAUUCGUUCCUCUCGCCGGUUACUAUCGAGUGUAUUUUUGAAUUUUAAACGUGCGAUUUCAAUCCUGCAGUGACAAUUGACGUGAUAUUGUUUGAAUCGAAUUGCAGUCGCUGCAUGGUCGACGGAUAUUGGAUACGGUCCGUUCCCUUCAUCUCCGUGGAGUGACAGAACCGGGAUACAAAUGAACGAACAAGUCCGAAAGUAAGGUGACAUGGUCCGGCGAUUCGAAGGGUUAAUUAAAAAGUGAUGCGGCGUGCAAAAGUGAUAUUAAAGACACGAUGAAUACGGUAUAAGGAAUAGAAGAAGCGUAGAGAACAUUAACCCUUUCGUUCUCCGUAGAAAUUUUUUCAAAACGUAUCAAAACAAAAAACAAAUACAAAUAUGCUCGCGGUGUUGAACUUCUGAAAUCACAAACACGGGACUGAAAAACUGGACACCAAAAAAUAGUCUAUAAAAAACGGACCCUGAAGCGUGAACAAGUUAUCACGUGCGGUUUAAACUACGUCCAAGAAAACGACGUUAUGUCUCUACCUCGAGGGGUGGGACUCGGCGUGGACGUUGGCCAACUGAUGCAGCAGCAACAGCAGCACCACGUUUUACCAGCGGCAUUUUUCCUCAGAGCAAGUGCCGAGCGCUAUCAGAGAACGCCGAAAUGCGCUAGGUGCAGAAACCACGGAGUAGUUUCGGCCCUCAAGGGACACAAGCGUUACUGUCGAUGGCGGGACUGUGUCUGCGCAAAAUGCACCCUCAUUGCCGAGAGACAACGCGUCAUGGCUGCUCAGGUCGCUCUGAGAAGACAGCAGGCUCAGGAGGAGAGCGAAGCGAGAGAAUUAGGCCUGCAGUUGCAAUAUAGCAACAAUUGCACACCGUCACCAGCCGCCGCCAAUUUGCCGGUUCCACCCGCUGGCGAAAGCCCCGUUCAUCCUCAUCAGCACGCGCACUCAAAUCCCACCAUGGCGAUUCCCCCAAGUUCUCAGCUUCAGUCGCAGCUACAGCAAACCCAACUCCAGGCAAGUUUGCAACAGCUUCGAGUACCGCAGGACGAUUAUCAGACCACCAAUUCGAAGACCGAAAAGAACGAGUCGACGCGAACUUCUCCCGUUCCAGGUCCAAAGCGCGCCAGAAUCUCCGUGGACUCAACAGGCGAGGAUUCGGAGGAUCACGACUCGGCCGGGGAUCACAUGCACGAAAAUCAUCCCCUGGAGCGUGCCGGAAGCCGGCACCAAGUGCCCAAUCCUUGCCCGAUCCCGAACUCCGCCUCGACCGACUUUACGACAGAACUGGAGGCUCCGCCGUCAAGGAGGAGUACGAACGGCUCGGAAUCUGCGAGUCCUGAUCCCCGAGAUUCCCCGGUUGAGAACACGCCUCCCUUGACACCGGCCCUAACACCGCAACGCGAGGAUACGCCUGCCCCGGAGAACCUGAGCCUACGUAAAACCGGAAGUCCUCAGCCCCAGCAGACGCCCCUUCAGACAAACCUUGUUCAGGCUCAUCACAGCCCACCGCCUCAUUCGUUAACGACAGCAGCUCACUUUUCCCCAUACGCGCCGCUUUACGGACCAGCGGCAAGUUCGCUCUACUGCGCCCCGUCUCUCUACCAACAUCAGCAUCAGCACCACCUCCAAGAGCAACGAGAUUUGCAAAUGCAAAUGCAGGGAAUUCAGCACUGCAAUUUGCAGAUUCAGCAGAGAUCGCCAGUCGACGUACUCCUGCGAGUGUUUCCGGGUCGUCGUCGAGCCGACGUCGAAGCUCUGCUACACCGAUGCAAAGGUGACGUGGUCUCGGCGAUGGAAGUGAUGGUCUGCGAGGACGCCCUGCACCCAAAAUCGGCCUUUUCGCCACUCGCCGGGGCGCUGGCGUCGGCCGCAGCCGCAGGACUCGCAGGAGCGGCUUCCAGCGCUUAUUCGCGCAGCGCCUACUGCACAGCGGCAGCCUCCCUAGCCCAAAGCCAAGGUCUACCGAAUCCCAAUUCAACCCCACCAACCAGACACAGAUUCCUGGCGGCCCCUUACACGGGGACCGGUUACCUCCCCACGGUAAUAAGGCCGCCGAAUCAGGGGCCCCAGGACUUCGGGGGGCACAAUAACGGUGCGAGUACAGGCGACGCCUACAGAGAAAUGAGCCCCGAUAACGCGAGCGACAAGACAAGCUACUCCGAGUGAUACAUCGGCGGCUACUAUCAGCACGCUAGCUUCUAUCAGUAGCCGCUUAUCGCCAAGUAAGUGCAGACAAGAGGUUACCAAAGGAAGGCCAAUUCGCAGUGACGUGAUACAGUUGCGGUUAGGAAAGGAAGGCGUAGAAAGCGCCGCGGAAUUUAAGGUGAUUUAAGGUGGUUUAAAAGAGGCAUGACGAAAACUUUUCUGAACUUUACUGACUCUCACCGAUUAGACUUUCGGACUUGGCGUCUGCUGAGAGGAUUUUGGACGGUUUUUACGAAUGAUAUGACGGAAUAGGUAAGUCGCGCUGCUGAGCGUGACGUACCUAUAUAAUAUAAUUAUACAUAUAUAUACACACACACACACCUGCAUACGUGUUGAAUCAUAAGUAUGGCAGUGUACUAUAAGGUACGAGUAUUUAUUUUAGCUUUGACGAGAUCGCAAUAUGUGAAUGUCCGUCUAUGCGUGGGACAAAAAAAUUGUCAAAUAUGUCGCGUUUCUAUAUACCUAUGUACAUGUAUUACUUAUGCAAGUUUGGUAAAAUAAUAUUACGUAAAUUUGAUAAGUACUAAUACAUAUAUGUAUAUAUAUAUAUACGUAUAUAUACAUAUAUAUACAUAUAGUUUUUAAGAGUUAUACGAUGUAAGCUUAUAUCGCACGAAUUAUAUUAAUAUAAUAAACUGACUGCAGUUACGAGCUGAAAUAUAUGAAUAAUUAUUGUUAUUUGCAAGACUUGUGUAAAUGGAAUAACAAAUCACUGAAACUUAUUGUUAUACACGUAUGUAUUUAAUUAAUGAAACCCGAGUGAUACAAGGAAAACGGAAGAAAACGGAAUAUAAAUAAUCUCUGUCAAGUUCUAGAAGCGAAUCAUAUACUUUUUGGCGUGUACGCAUAUAUGCAUAUUUGUUGAAAAAUAUAGUAUAUAAGUACAAUUCGGUACUAAUAUGUAUAUGUAACAUAUGCAGACGACUGUAUAGAUGCGAUAGUUGUACCAUUAUUAUAUUAUUAUAUCAUAUACAUAUAUCAUAGACAAGGUGUAAAUAAACGAGUGCUAGCUAGCUUUACAGUGUUAUUAAAUUAAUCAAUGUUAUCCAAUAUAAAUAUAUAUAUACACAAACAUAUAUAUAUAUAUACACAUAUAUAUAUGUGUGUAUAAAAUAGUAUAUCGUCUACGAUGCGUUUAGCUAAAUACCGAAACAGAAAUUAAUGGACUUAGGAAGAAACAGAAAAGAUUAAACGAACAAAUAAUAAA